AGCAAACAAGACAGCAACACGUUGACUUUUGUCACAUAUACACAUUCACAGGCACUAGACCAGCUGAGUGAAAAGCUAAACCGCAUUUGUAGUGCUUAUCCGAAAAUCACUCAAACCUUAUAACGUUCAAAUUCAAAACAAAAGUUCACCAAAGCUUUAAUUGAUGAAGUGAUCAGUAAAUUUCUGCUUCCUGAUUCAUUUGCAAAGAAGCGAUAUUGUUUUCGUAAGUAAUUGAUAAGCACAUUACGUUGGACUGUGCUACUGUUUACAAAUUAGAAAGUAGCCGUGAUUUUUUCUGUGAUCUCGAGACAUUCAAGGGUUAUUUCAGAACUACUCAAUCGAUAACAUUAAAAUAAUAGCUUCACGAUUUAUUUUAAGAGAAAAAAGACUUUGCUUAUCAAAUGAUUUCCGUUCGAACGGAUGCGCGUAUACCGAGAACAACGCCGGAAGAUUGUUUAAUCAUUGGAUCAACAGAAAUUAGGGAAAUUAGAAAGAAUAAAAAUAAAUGGUUACAAUUUCGUACGCCCAAACUCAUUAUCGUUGAGUCAUUCAAUAAACAAAGAGACGAGGUGGUAAACACAACCAAAAUUACAUUCAUUUUCCUCGUUCAACAGCAAGCAGAGUCUCAUUCUGACUGUCUGAUUUUUAACAGAGAAUUAAACUGAAGGAAGUGGACCGAAUGAUGUAUGCCAUUCAGGAGAUUUAUUGCUGAACAUGUCACGUUGAUUUGCGAACUUUGAGCGAUUGUUAACAAUUUUAAUAUGUGCUUAAUUUUACUAUGUGAUCGACAUACAAACUCGACUUUUUACCACUUGCGACUGAUUCACACAAAGUAUCCACUAGCCUCGACGUUUGUUGUUUUAAUUCUGCCGUUACGACUGCCGAUUUCGUUGUUAUUGUUGUUGUCAACCGUUUUUUUUUCUCUUCUCACAUGUGAUGCGUAUUGUUUUUCACUCAGUUUGUCUGCGUUUCGUAAACAAAGGCAAACAUUUGAUUUACGUAUGGUAACAAAAUUGUGUGAAAAUGGAAUCGACAUUGUUUACAUCGAACAUUCGAAAAACAGGAUUCAGUGACAAGAACAUGAGGCUGAAAUGUGAAUAUUCCGAGAAUGUUCUGAAUUCAAUGCGAUGUUAGCGCACUAAAAUAUUUAAUUUUUUUCCUCUUCACAUCAUAUAUAUCAGAACAAUAGAUUCCGUUGUAUAAGCGCUAAAUGAGACGAUUCUUCAUUUCAUUGUUUUCGAACUGAAAGCGAAAGCCAGAAAGAGAUUGCGAUCUUUUUUUUUCAGUUAUGUUUGCAACAUCCAAAAAAGGAAUGUUAUUGCAUUCAACAUGUCAACAUGUUUUCCGUGCAUAAAUGUUUUUGCGCUCUUUUUCCGUGCGCACAUUUUAGCAUUGCUUUUUUAUUCUGAAUCGAAUAUUUCCAGGGACUUUUUCAUGGAGACAACAUUAAAUUUUCCGCAACAGAUCAGGAAGACGAGUGCGAUGAAUCGGCGACGACGUAUCGCGAAAAAAAGGCAAAUCGCGCUUGAAUACGAUCGAACAAACUUCAUAGCAUAUUAUGUGUGUUGAGAUGAGGCAAAUUUUUUACUUUUCUCAGUAUCGUUUAUCGCACGCUUUAAUAACAGAAACUUGUUUGAGCAUAAUUGCAAUUGAAGCGCACACGCGAGAGUGUCAACAAUAAACAGCAACGGCGACAGCAGUAACGACGACCAAUACGGCGACGAUGGCGGUACAUAUAAUCCACUAACACAAUGCGACAUAUGAGCAUGACUGAUGCCAUAUUUGUAUGAAGAUUAUCGUUGUGAAUUUGGCUGCGAAUUUCACUUAAAAUAAGACUCCAGUACAUUCGAUUAUGCGUAAUCAUGCUAUGUGCGUUGCGAUCAAAAUCAUCCGAAAUCGAAAUAGAAUUGAAUCAUUUGAAUGAAUAAAAAAACAUUAUAUGCCUUUGAGAUGAAUUUUGCGUUGCACGGAAUAUGUAUGUGUCAACAUUUUCGGUUAAAUUAUAACUGGGUUUCAUUGUCAUCGUGACAAAGUUGCAAACAAAUGUGUUGAAUGGUCAAUGUUUUUAUUUGCAAUAUGAGUAUAAGUAUAUCCAACAUCAACAAAGUCUAAGCGUCACACGUGUCAUAUUUCAAGAGCUUGCUUCGUUUACUAUAAGUUGAUGAAUUGCACAUAUGCACAUACGAUGACUUUGUUCACAAUACUCAGAUAAAAUGGGCCGAGUUUGCAUAAAACUUGAAAAUCUUUUCGCAGUUGUUCGCAAAGAAGAAUCAAGUGUAUUGUGACGAAUCAGGUAAAUUGAUUUGAAAUCUUGUUUAUAGAAAAGAGCUCGUAUUAGCUACGAGCAAAACGAAAAAAAAGAGAAGCAAAUGAAGUGAGUUGAAAGAAUGAAGUCGAACCAAGAUGUACAUUGUCUGCCUGCAGAGAUGGAAAUCCGUAGAUCGUUCAUUCCACCGUAGACGUUACACACGCACCUAUGAUCGCGACCAAAGCAUCAAAUUGCAAUGGUUGUAAUGUAUUUACGUGCUUAGCAAUCGCUUCAAAGAAUGGCAACAAUACCAAGCAAUUUGAUGUGAACAAAUAGCAAUUUCCGAACACGAAAAUACGACGACGACGACGACGACGACGAUGGCAAAGAAAAACAUCGUCAGCCAACAGUUGAACGCAACACACACUGCAUAAUACGAAAAAUAGCAAAACAGAGAUUUUUUUUUUAAAUGUGUUGAACGCUUAAUCGAAGCCAGUUCACUUUCGACUGUUUAUCGAGCUACUAUAUACGACGCUGCUAUACGUUAGCGUUCAUUCGCAUACCAUACACUGAAGAGAUACAACACACUUCCAACCGCCAGUUUAAAGCGACGACACAACGCACACAAUUUUUCAAUUAAAUUCCGUUUAGAUCAAUCUUUUAGCGGAUUAUUCAAACGAUUUGCUGCUCUUUUAAUUGUUUUGAAUUUGCAUUUUUUGUCGUCUGUUUGUUGUUUUUUUAUCGGUUCGGUUUUGUUCAACGCGCGUGUGCACUCAAAUCCGAAUCAAAAUCUCACCGGAAAGCUUAUAUCAUAUCGUCACUUUACUUAAAUUACAUUUGCAAACUCUCUCUCUCAUCUAUUGAGGAUAAUUUUCACUGAAUUAACAGCUAACUGAAAACGAGAACACACAUGUAGAAAAAACGAAACGAAAAGAGGAAUAAACGAAAGAAUCUCACGUUGAAACGAAUAUCGAGAGGUGUUUUGUGAUAAAGUUAAAUUCGCAUUUCGCAUUCCGGUUUGAAUAAAAUAAUUUUUUUUAUUCGCAAAAAGAAAGUUACAAAGUGUAAAAAAUUGUUAUAAUAGAGUGAGAAAAAAACACUGAAAACAUCAUCAUUUCCAUCAGAUAUAGUGAACAGGUAAGAGAUGUGACAUUUUGAUCGGGUUAAAUAUGACAACAAAACGUCAUUUUUUAUUUUGUUUUCUUCUUUGGUAAAAAAUCUAAAGUGAGAUUAGUUGUGCAAAAAACACCACAGAUAGAGCAGGCGCGAAGUUCACUCAUUCGAUAUGAGAGAGUGUGUGUUUUGAACAUCAAACAACAAUAUAUAUAUAUAUUCGUAACGCCAAAUACUAUCUAAUUAGGUUACAUAAAAACACUAUUUAAUUGAUUUGUGCGUCUGCGUAAAUAAUGUAUAUAUCAUAUCAAAUAUAGUGUGUACGGUGUGCGUCGAUCGAUCAUACAAUUUAUAUUAUUUCGUUAUGGUUUUUUCUUCUUCUCUUCUUCUCUUCUCACUUAUCGCGGUUUAUUCAACACACAAACUCGCACAGAGAAAGAGAGAGAGAGAGAGAGAGAGAAAGAGAGAGAGAAAGAGAGAGAGAGAGAGAGAGAGAGAGAGAGAGAGAGAGAGAGAGAAAGAUCAGUCAAUGGUGUUUUUGCUCAAAAUGAGAAGCAUACACAUCCAAACCGAUGUGGAAUCUUUUUACGUCCACUUAAUAAAAAAAAUUGAACCAAUCAAACGUAAUUGUGUAAAGUCCGUGAUAACACUAAAAAGCGACCAUAUCAUUACGGGUUGUUCUUUGAACGGACAAAUCGGGCAUUGCGUUUAUAUAAAAAAAAAGUACGCAAAGAAAAGAAAUAGUUGUGGUGAAACAGUGAAAGACGCCUCGCAAUUGUUCGAUCGCGUACACACACGCAAAAAUCAUUUGCAAUUGAAAUUUUCAUGGACUUGGACUGAAUUAUCACAGAAUAUUUUGUGUUUUUUUCUGCUUCUUCUUUUGCCGCUGAUUCCAAAUAUAUUAAACUGAAUGGGUUCCAAGAUUAUCGAGUGUCAUCAUUACAAACGGCCCAUGCAAUUGAUUAUAUAGACAUAAAUACUAGAAGAAAAAAAACUCAUACGUACAAUUCGACUGUUUCAAGAAAAAAAAAGAUUACAGUUAAAGAACAGAUUGAAAACGAAAUUACGAAGUGAUUGUGAAUUGUGGCAUCGAUUGAAUAAUAACUUUUUCUGAAAUUAUUAGUAGUGAUUUGAAAACAAUUGUAAAUAUGUCGAAAGACGUUGAAUUUCAAGAUGUUGUCUAUACCGUUAAAGAGAACUCACAUUCAGUCACUGACUCGAAGAAAAAAUGCCUAUUGCAAGGUGUGAGCGGUGUAUUCAAAAAUGGACAGUUAAGUGCUAUAAUGGGUCCGAGUGGAGCUGGAAAAUCAAGUCUCCUUAAUGCAUUGUCUGGCUUAAGAACGUCUGGUGUUAGCGGAAAUAUAAUCCGAAAUCGGAAAUCGUCAUGCUUUUUGACACAAGAGGAUUAUCACCAGCCAUACCUGAGUGUCAUUGAGCUGAUGCAAAUGGCAUGCAAUCUAAAGUUGAAGCCAGGUGUUGAUCAUGAGUCGGUUAUUGAUGAUAUUUUAAAAAAUUUGAACCUAAAUCAUCGUCGACGUAACUUUGCCAAUCAAUUGAGUGGCGGUGAACGACGGCGCUUAUCAAUCGCACUCGAACUUGUUGCAAACCCAACAAUUUUCUUCCUCGACGAACCCACCUCUGGUUUGGAUGAAGUGACAGCUGCGCAAUGUGUUCGUUUAUUAAAAAAUCUGGCAAAACAAAAUAAAACGGUCGUAUGCACCAUUCAUCAACCGUCAGCAACCACAUUCGCCCUAUUCGAUCAUAUAUUUGUGUUGGCACGCGGUCAAUGCGUCUAUCAGGGUGGACCAACUGUAUUAGUGCCAUUUUUAAGUAAAAUCCAUUUAAAGUGCCCAACGCAUUACAAUCCAUCGGAUUAUAUCAUUGAAUUGUGUGACGGUGACGAUGGUACGAUCGUUUCGGCGCUCUCACGUGAAACACAAAAUGGGAAAUUAGUUUGUUGCCUUGAUACUGCCACCGAAAUACCAAUCAAUCAAAUGUGCCCCGUUGAUGCGCCGAUCAAUAUGAAAAAUGCUGUUACAUCAAUGUUUCUGGAAAAACGAAAAUCGAAGAGUGGCGCUCUGCUGGAGAAAAUGAAGGCUUUAACAAAAUUCAUGCAAAACGAUCAUGCCGUGUCGGGUUUUCGACAAUUCUCCGUUUUAUUUGCCAUAAUGAUGUUGAAAAUUUGGCGCAACAAAUCGGUACUACUCAUUCAACUAUUCCAUCAUGUGUUCUGUGGCGUCAUUUUCGGUAUGAUCUUUUUCAAAGCGGCUAACGACGGUGAACGAAUGUUUGAUCACUUGAAAUUCUGCAUCGGAAUAAUCUUCUUCUUGGCAUAUACACAAAUCAUAGUUCCUAUAUUGGCAUAUCCAAGUGAGGUGAAGCUACUGAAAAAGGAGUGUUUCAAUCGCUGGUACAAUUUGUUGCCAUACUACACUGCACUGACCUUAUCUCGGAUUCCAUUUCAGAUCUUAUUCAAUUUGAUAUUUUUGGCAUUGACCUAUGGAAUGAGCGGAUUACCAGUUGAAUACUUUCGAUUCGGACUCUAUGCUGUCGUUGGUUUGAUUGUAUCGUUUGUGGCUGAAGGUAUGGGCUUGGCUAUUGGUGCAACAUUCAGCAUAACUAACGGAAGUGUUGUUGGGCCGCUAUUAAUUGCACCGUUGCUUGGUUUGGCGAUUUACGGAUUUGAUUUUGCCGCCGAUAUUCCAAUUGUUAUGUAUGCCAUUAUGAAGUUGUCAUUUGUACGCGUUGGUGUGGUAUCGUUGGUGUUAUCUGUCUUUGGAUACGAUCGAGCUCAAUUAGAAUGUAGCGAUGUGUAUUGUCACUUUGAUGACCCAAAAGUAUUGCUACGUUUCCUUCGCAUCGAAAAAGUGUAUCUAUGGAAUGAAAUCGCUUUCCUUGUGAUGUACAUCGUUGUGUUUCGCACAAUUUUGUACUUAUCGUUGAAACGUCGUAUUCUGAGCUAAACACACUGUGCCCCGAAUCACUCUUUACAAAACAUACCAAACACAUUUUAUGCAUUCCAGAGGAGACAUAGCAACUGAAAAAAAUACAACUGAACACAACAACAAUAACACACGAAUCAUUAUUAUAUGCCGAUUGUUUUUUUUUUUGAAGAAGCACAGAUAAUAAUUUGUGUUCCAGAUAUGUAUAUACUGUAGAGUACUGAAAUAUACGUAGCUGUAGUCGUAGAUUUUUAGGCACGCAUGUAUUUAUGAAAUUAUUUUUUUAAUGAUGUAAGAAACAUUCUAUGAUAUUGGGACUUAGAAAUUUAAAACAAUUUUUUUUUCGUUAUAUGUAACAUUCCAAUUAAGAGUGAAGACAAUCCAUUUGCACUAAAAAAAAACUUAAACUCAAAUUAUUGGAAAUGUCAAUUAUUUGCCCGUUUAUUUACAUUUGUCAGUGAAAUAGUGGAAAUACCAAUCACCAUUUAUUGAAGUGUUCGGUUCAUUUAUUGGAAUAUGUCUAUUAAACGCUCAGUAAUUGGCAUUUGUCAAUCGUUUUUGGAUAGGUUUUUUCGUUGUGUGGGUUCUAUUUUUUUUUUUCUUGUUCAUACGAUAUAACCAAAUUGUAAAUGAAUUUUUUUUUUCUAUUUAUUAGAGAGUUAAGCUCAGUGUUGGAGAUUUCUCUAUUUUAAAUAAGCCAAUUUGCUUGCUUUACACAAACACACACACACACUGUGAUAAAAUAAAAACAACAAACAAAUUGUUUUCUCAUUAGAACAAAACGAAUCAUAUUAUUUUUAUACGCAACAAAAUAUUUAAACUAAAUUGAUAAAGUAGCUUAGAUGUAGACAUUUUUUUUCUCUCUUUCAUUUAUACUUUAGAUUUUAGAGUGAAUAAAACAAAUUGCGUCAAUGAA
Messenger RNA from Sitodiplosis mosellana (orange wheat blossom midge), 7219 nucleotides. RefSeq names its product ATP-binding cassette subfamily G member 4. NCBI's taxonomy places the organism in Eukaryota, Metazoa, Arthropoda, Insecta, Diptera, Cecidomyiidae. Gene Ontology annotation, cellular component: plasma membrane. The coding region runs from base 4510 to 6324 and encodes 604 amino acids. The transcript has 8 exons. The record is from RefSeq and is a predicted model, not a curated record. Gene Ontology annotation, molecular function: ATP hydrolysis activity; ATP binding; ABC-type transporter activity.